GCCAGGGAAUGGAGGCGAGGAGGGGAGGCAGAGGCACCUGCGGGAGGGGCGGGGCUAAGGCGGCUGCACCUGUCGGCGAGCCUCCUCCUCCUCCUCCUCCUCGAAACGCGGGGCGCGCGCGUCGUGGUCUCGCCUCCCUCCACGCGCGCGAGGGGAAGCGCAAGGCGAGCUCCCGCUCCGGCCUCCGCCCCGCCUGGGCAGGAUGGUGGGGACGAUGGGCCGCCUGCUCCGCAGCCUCAUGGACUCCCAGCCCGUGGCCCGCUUCCAGCGCCGCUGCGGGCUCUUCCCGGCCGAGGACGAGGAAGGAGCGGUGGUGGGAGCCAACGGCGGGCAGCCUUCGCCCCGGCCUCGGCCCGUCUGCAAUGGGAUCGGCCCCGCCGAGGAGAGCCGCGACGCCGCCCCGAGCAAAGCCCGCAAUGGCUGCAGGCAGGACAUUCUGCAGGACUAUGUUGUCAAGAAUUAUUUCUACUAUUACCUGUUCAGGAUAUCAGCUGCAAUGGGCCAAGAAGUUUUCUACAUUACAUUCCUUCCAUUCAGUUACUGGAGCAUUAACCAAUACAUCGCUAGAAGGCUGAUUAUCAUGUGGCCCGUGAUCAUGUAUAUCGGCCAAGUCUCGAAGGAUCUCCUGAAGUGGCCUCGUCCUUGUUCCCCACCAGUUAUCAAGCUAGAAGAAAGGACAACCGCUGAAUAUGGAAUGCCAUCCACUCAUGCAAUGGCAGCAACAGCCAUCUCUUUCACUUUUGUUCUUGCAUCCACUGAUCAGUAUAAGUUCCCCUUGAUGCUGGGACUGAUGGGGGCCUUUUUCUUUUCAACUCUGGUAUGCCUCAGCAGAAUUUACACAGGAAUGCACACCGUGCUGGAUGUGAUGGUUGGGAGUCUGGUCUCAGUGCUAUUAACUGUCGUCAUGUAUCCUGUUUGGGACGUCAUUGAUCACCUGAUGGUAACCAGCCCCUUGUGCCCUGUCUUCUGCAUUGUUGUGCCCCUCGUCUUGUGUUACAACUAUCCUAAACUAGACUACUACAGCCCUACUAGAGCAGACACCACCACGAUUCUGGGAGCUGGAGCCGGAGCAAUUAUAGGAUUCUGGAUAAACCACCAAUACAUCUCAAAUACUUUGACUGAAGCUGUUUCACACAGUGUUCCUUUUUUCACCAAUGAGAUUCUCCUGACAGCGCUUGCACAGUUUUUGGUGGGAAUAGGCGUGGUGCUGGUCACACGGCAGAUUAUUAAAAAUGUGACUCUGACAUCAUUGUGUUUUUGGUAUGACGUUUCUAUGGAUGAUUGUGGUGCUAAGCAGCAAGUAAACAUAGAAGUGCCUUACAAAUAUAUAACGUAUUCUUCCAUUGGCCUGAGUGCUACAGUGCUUGUACCACUACUGCAUAGAUUUUUAGGCUUAUAUUGAAUGCUGUGCAUUUUUUUAAGGAAAUAGUUUGGAUGAUGGAAUGCAGUAACAAAAAGUGUAUAAUGAAGAAUAGAGAUUUUAACAGAAAAGUGUGCAGCCUUUCUGUAUAGCUCUAAAGCUUAGGUAAUACUAGAAAUCAGAAGGGCCGUUCUUGAUGGUCUACCAUUCUGUGGGGACAUCAUUAAUUGCCUCUGCCUUCCUUCUCAGCUUUUGUGGUUUGAUGAGCUUCCUAAACAUAGUCAAACUUUCCACUUUGUAGUAUUAGAAGGUGAGGUGUUAAAGGGGAGCUGGCUUUAACUGCUGCUCCACAAGAGCCGUAAGUUCUAAGUUCUUCCCCUUUACCAGUUGAACUCUGUAUGUACCAGGGCCAGUCUGGUUUGUUAUUGGUUGAACACAGCAGGCACAGUCCAGCUGUUCUCCAAGAAUUUGCUAUGAUAUAGUUGGUAGGAAGGUAUGCAUGGAACCCACUUUACAAUAUCUCAAGUAAGAAACAGACCCUAUCUCUACUGACAACAUAGCAGUAUGGCUGCAUAGAAUCCAAGGGUACUCUGUAGGGUAGUGGUUCUCAACCUGAGGUCCCCAGGUGUUUUUGACUUACAACUCCCUGAAAUCGCAGCCAGUUUGCCAGCUGUUAAGAUUUCUGGGAGUUGAAGGCCAAAAACAUCGGGAUCCCAGGUGGAGAACCACUGCUGUAGGGGGACAUAUUCAUAUAAGUAGUGGCAUUAUUUAUGUGGCGAAGAGAGCUGAACAGUUGCAUCUGUAUUCAACAAGAGGCUGAUUUGACAUUACCAUGUAAUGGUGCCCAGUGCCCAUUGUGCAAUGGUACCUACAUGAGUGACUGUUGGGCAUCAUGCCCCAAACUGUAUCAGUGGUUGUUGUGAAUUUGGGAUGCUCUGGCAGGUACCAUUAUGCAUCUUCACAGUUCACUGCAACAGGGUGUCCUUGGGCCUCUGCAGCUUAGUUACUGAUGCACUAUUGACUGCAAUGUUGAAUCUUGGCCGGGAAUGUCUGUGGAGUAACUAUGGCUGAAAGCCCAAUUAUUAAGCAAUGACCGUAUUUCUUUAGUUGUAAAAAGCCAUAGAUUUCAGUACCACCCCCACCAACCAAAAUACAUAAGACAUACCUGUGAUUCUAAGAUGCACCUCAUUUUAGAAUUGUUUUUAUAAGAAAAAAAUACAACUUUGAAUUGAGGAAAUGCACAGUAUAUCAUUAAAAUAACUCCCCAGCACCAAAACUAUUUCAAAUGCUAGUCACUUUGAGUCUCCUUGUGAGAAAGAAAUACAAGGAUACAAAUAUAGGAUACAAAUAUUUUUACGGGGGAUUUUAACGCCAGACUAGGCCCUUCACCUGUGGCCUUUGCGUCCUCUAUAGGCCUACCCAGUGGGAUACCCUGUUGGUCUUCCUGCGACACAAAGACCAAUGCAGCAGGUGCAAAACUUUUAUCACUAAUCAGCAAAUGCAGCCUGCUAAUCCUAGGGGGCAACGGUCCUAACUUCAAAUACCCCUACACAUACCAUGGGACACACACGAGUAGUGUACUUGAUUUCAUCUGCGUCUCUGUUGGAAAAGACUAUCUCUUUUCACAAAUUGAAGUUCUCCCCAGAGCUGAUAGUGAUCAUCAACCAGUCAGUGUUAAGAUCAAGGUACCAUCAGACCUUAGAUCUACUAAUGAGCUAGAUCACUGGAUCACAAACACCGAGGUACGACUAAACAAAAGAAUCAGGUGGCAUAAGGUCAAUACCGAUGCGAUAAACAAGUCCCUUAAUUCCAUAGACUUUGCACAUUGGUCAGCCACAAUUCAAGCCCCCUCAUCCCAUUGGACGGCAGUUAACUCAGCAUUCGAGAAUAUAUGUGACCAACUGAAAAACCAUUUAACUGUGAAUGCUACCCCAUUAAUUUCCAAAAGAAAUAGAGCGGACUGGUUUGAUACUGAUUGCCUAUCCAUUAGGAAAAGACUUAAAAGCCUAAUGAGAAAGGUGCAGGGGUCUCAGUCUAAGACUGAACAUAACAAUAUGUUAGAACUGAGAAGGAAAUAUAAGCAAACCAUUAGAGCGAAAAAGAAAAACCACUCAAUUUCCAUCUGGAACGAGUUAGAACUCGCAGCUAAAGGGAGGAACACAGUCCUCUUCUGGAACUCAGUAGCUGGACUUCUCAAAGAAAGGAAAUAUGCAUUUGAUGCCCCUAUUCCUGCAGCAAACUGGGAGAACUACUACUCAGAACUGUUUGCCCCUUCACCCCUUCCAAAGAAAUAUAUUACUCCUAAUAUAGAAAGCCCUGAGAAUCUGCCAGACUGGACCCCGACUACUGCACAAGAAAUAAAGGGUAUAAUCAAAAGCCUUAACAACAAUAAAGCCCCCGGAGAAGACUUUUUACCACCAGAGUUAUUUAAAUCCAACCCUGACUGGUGGGCCCCCUUAAUAGCAGGUCUAUGUAAUCACAUAAAUAACACUGCCAAUAUUCCUACAGGUUGGAAAUUGGCAAUAAUUAUCCCUAUUUACAAAAAAGGGUGUAAAAAAGAUCCAAAAAACUAUAGACCUAUCAGCCUAAUAGAUAUAGUGGCCAAAAUCUACUCUAAAGUGCUUCUUUCUAAAUUAGAACUUUGGGAAUAUGAAAAUAAAAUCCUGCCAGAAGAACAAGCCGGCUUCAGAUCAGGAAGAUCCACCAUGGAUAACUGUUUUGUCAUAAACCACCUAAUUUAUAAACAUCUAAAAAAAAAGAGCAGACUUUAUGUUGCUUUCAUUGACUUAAAAGCAGCCUUUGACAGUAUCAACAGAGAGCUCCUAUGGCAAAAAUUAACAGUACAUGGUAUAGACCGUAGACUACUACUCCUGGUCAAAAGUUUAUACUCCAAUAACCAUAUCCAGGUUAGAAUGGGAAUCAACGGUGCCUUGACAAAGAAAAUAGAUUCUUGCAAAGGUGUAAGACAAGGAUGUUUAUUGGCCCCUUUACUUUUCAACCUUUAUAUCAAUGACCUGCCAGAGCACCUCAGCAGCCCCGAGGUCCACAUGCCUAAAAUAGGUAACAGACACAUAAAUACCCUUCUAUACGCGGAUGAUAUGGUUUUGAUGUCUAGUACUCAAAUAGGAUUACGAAGACUAUUGAUUAAACUUAACACCUACGCCCACAAAAACGAGUUGACAAUAAACAAAUCCAAGUCAAAAAUCAUGGUUUUUGGAAAGCACCCAUCUAGACACAAAUGGGUUCUAGAUGCAGAGUGUAUAGAACAGGUGAGCUCUUUUACAUACCUAGGCUUAGUAUACUCAGAAACUGGCUCUUGGCUGGCACACUCCCAGUCUUGCGCGAUCAAAACUAGGGCACGCUCCAAUACACUGGCAAGAUUGCUAACCCACAGAUAUCCUGGCUCUUUAACUCCAAUAAUCAAAGUUUAUAAAGCAAAAAUCCUCCCCAUAAUAUUAUACGGAGCAGAAAUCUGGGGCCUAACCAGAUUAUCAAUAUUGGAACAAACACAAUCAAAAUUUUUAAGACAGAUCCUUGGCGUUGACACUAAGACCACCGCUGCUGCAGUCAGAGCAGAGUUAGAAAUAUAUUCUAUUGAAGGACUUGCCAAAAUCAGGGCCUUUAAUUACUGGGCUAAAAUAAAAAAUCUCGAAAAUAACAGACUCCCAAAAUUGUGCUUCUUAGAACAAUCUAAUGGCCAAAACCAGGAUUCAUGGGCAGAACAACUAACUAGGUAUCUUCACAUCUGUGGAUUACAAAUUACUUCCUUAGGCCAGAAUAGGGAGGCUGAAAGAAGGACAGUAACCCAAAGGAUCCUAGAUAUUGAAGCCCAGAAAGACAUAGCCACCCUGUCAAACACAGGAUCUCUGAAGUGGUUAGGACGUUUUAAACAUAAUUUCCAGCGGGCGUUAUACCUAAAAGCAGAUAUGCCACGACAUCUAAGAAUCGCGUUCACCAGGGCAAGAUUCGAACAAAGGGAGUCCAUGGAGAGACAUGGCAGAUUCAACCACAUCCCAUAUGGAGAAAGAUUAUGUAUUUGUGGCGCCCCUGAAGUCGAAAAUUUGAACCACACUUUGCAUAAUUGUAACUUAUACGAAAAAGAAAGGAAACAAUACUUAUGGCCUUUUAUUUGUAAUAAAACAAGCUGGGACAUAGCAGCCAAAACUACAUUUUUAUUGGCCGGUUAUAACCCCAUUGUGACAACAAAAGUGGCCCUGUAUUUGCUUAAAGCUGCUAAAAGGAGAUCGGAGUACAUAGAUCAGAUUGGGGUGCAGUGUAGGGGUGAUGAGGAUAGUUGAUGCAUACAUCUAUGGCUAAGCUACUUUGGCACCAAGCUGGCAAAUACCUGUAUAUUUUUAUUUUAUUUUAAGUGUACCAGAUGUAUGUUGUAUUUCAUGUUUGUAUUGUCUGUGCUUGAUAAGGCCAACUGGCUAAUCAAUAAAUUGUUGUUGUUGUUGUUGUUGAUACAAAUAUAAAAUAAAUAAAGCAAAAUAAUGGGAGGGAAAAGCCAUAGUCACUUUUGGUCAAUCCAAGAACACUUUUUUGGCUGAUUUUUUUGGCCAAAGUACAGUAGUACAUGGAAGCCAGCAGAAGUGGGACACUGGCCACAGUCUCAGGGAUAUCCAGCAAAGAGGGCUAUCAGUUUUAACUUCUCGGUGUUAAAAUCCUUUCCAACUUGCGACGGUAGUUGUGCUAAUAAGUGAUGUCAUGCCUAGGUUGUCUGAAGGUGACAUUUUUCUAUGGCAGAGGUUUAUAUUGUUUUUCCAAGAUGAACCAGCAUCUUGGCUUGGGUCUUGUGCAAAGCAGGCUUUUGAAUCAAAUUGCUGAUCUGGGCUUGAAUUCUCUCAGACGAAGCAUUCUACUACUUUUAGCUUUAAUAUAUUCUGUCAACAGAUGUAACAUAAUUCAGCAGCUUGACAGUUCUUAAACUCAGUGUUGGAAGACGUUUUUCAUACAUAGACAAAAUAUUUAGCUUCUAAAGCUUUGCUGUGGUACAAUUUUCAGACACUGGUAUCACAAAGUAAGGUACAUCUCCUUUAAAUUGCUCAGACUGUUAAAAGUUAUGAUUUAUAGGUGACUGAGAAAUAAAGCACAACAGCAAAUGUGGCUAUACUGUAGAUGUAAAGUUUUUGUUUGCUUGUUAAUGCUAGAUCUUUGUAUCCUUAUCACGAGUCAUUUCUGAACAAACUGAUGGUUCCCUUUGCAGAUGAAGGCUUUAAACAAGAACUCGGAAACAUGGUAGCAUUUUUCUUUUUGAUAGCUUUUUAGAAGGCUUCUCUGUAGUUAAGCUUCAGAAUAGUCAACUCAAGUUUUAAAAAUACAAAAGGGCACUGUUGUUCUAAGCAUAUUGCUAAAUUGCUACAAGGUUGCAGCUUUUCAUAGAUUAUUUCUAUAAGGAAGUAAACAUAGCACCAUUUAAAAUCAAAUGCUGUUUCAGCAUUAUGAAUUAGCUGGUGUCUCGAUAUUGAUGUAAUUUUAACAACAUCCCCUCAAAACCCAAAUCCCUAUACCUCAUGGCUGCUUAAGAAGGGAGAAACUUCAGUAUUACACUAGGUUGUAGUUUAAUAAACAGUAAAUGAAUUUCUAUUCCCUAACCUUUUGAUAUCUACCAUGGUUUGGAUAAGGCAUAUGAUAUGUAAUGAAUGGGUUGCAUGAAGGGCAUAAAUCCUGAAACCCAUGAAGUUCUCAUGUCAAAACAGAAAGUCCUCAGGGGCAGAAAUGGACAAUACAAGGAAAGCCAACACUAUGGUCUAUUUGUGACGUUAUUGUAUGGGUACUGGAGGAGGGAGGCCAGGGAAUAGGAAAUGCACACGGUCCCCAUCCUAUUUCUGCCACUCCUUCCCAAUCAGUACCAAAAUGGCAGAAGGUGGCAUAUGCAUGGAAGACAUUAAGAACUCCCUCCCAUCUGCCACCCAGUCUUUUCUUGUAAGUCCUUCAUCUUAGAAAAUGUUUGCACACAAAUUAUGUUGGGUUCAGUCUCAGGAAAAUAUAUCGCAAAUAGAUUUCUUAACUGUCUGUCAGAACUUGGAUCUGGGUUUAGCUUUAACUUUCAUUAUUUGCAAAAUUGUUUUCACGCAAUGCACCAAUCUCAUUUUGUUUCGUGCACAUUCAUGCAAGUUCACAUUUAUAAACAACCACCUGGAAAACUUCUAUUUUUGUAUCGUUUAACUUUAAGUUGUCAAAUAUGUAAAUUGUAUUCUACCUCUACCAUUAUUUAAAUUUUAAAUAUUUGCAAAACUCUUUUUAUUAAAGCUUAUUUUGUCAUCUGUC
Anolis carolinensis (green anole) is the source of this 7630-nucleotide messenger RNA. RefSeq names its product sphingosine-1-phosphate phosphatase 2 (gene sgpp2). The record is from RefSeq and is a predicted model, not a curated record. Gene Ontology annotation, biological process: sphingosine metabolic process. Bases 203 to 1402 code for a protein of 399 amino acids. Lineage: Eukaryota; Metazoa; Chordata; Lepidosauria; Squamata; Anolidae. Gene Ontology annotation, cellular component: endoplasmic reticulum membrane. Gene Ontology annotation, molecular function: sphingosine-1-phosphate phosphatase activity. The transcript is spliced from 5 exons.